CCUUGCCACGUCUCAGGGGCCCUCUGGGGAGGCCUGGCUUUGUCAUCUUGCUAUACAGUUUCUCUUCUCUUUUCCUGCCCAAGCUCCACCUCCUAGAAUUUAACUUUCGUUUUCCUUCAGCUGCCGCGGCAGGUCUUCUGGGUGGAGCCCGGGGUUAGUGAGUGGAUCUGAGCCCAUCUGCCCAGGCCCUCUGGUCCUUCUUCUCCACUGGGGUCUGAAGAAUAUUGAGCGGUUGGUGGAAAGCAGAGUUGGGGAGACUCCGGAGGAAAACUUGGGGACGUGUGAGCAAGAGAAUCCUAGAAGUUGGGACGAGCAGGAGCCCGCUGCCAUGGCUUCAGGCAUCCUGGAGAAGAUACUGGAGGAGGUGACCUGCCCCAUUUGCCUGGAGCUUCUCCAAGAACCUCUGAGCCUUGACUGUGGCCACAGCUUCUGCCAAGACUGCCUGACUGUAAACAGCAAGAAGUCCAUGAUGGGCCUGGAAGGGAAGAGCAACUGCCCUGUGUGCAGAGUCAGUUACCAGCUUGGGAACCUGCGACUUAAUAAGCAUGUGGCCAACAUAGUGGAGAGGCUUAGGAAGGUCUCGUUGAGCCCAGAGGUGGAGCAGAAGAGAAAUCUCUGUGUGCACCAUGAAGAGAAACUCGUGCUCUUCUGUAAGGAGGAUGGGAAGGUCAUUUGCUGGAUCUGCGAGCGAUCUCAACAGCACCGUGAUCACCAGACCGUCCUCGUGGAGGAGGCUGCCCAGGAGUACCAGAAGAAACUCCAGGAUGCUCUGGAGAGGCUGCAGGAGGAGCAGAAGGAAGCUGAGAAGCUGGAAGCGCAGGUCAGAGAAGAGGUCUCUACUUGGAAGAAUCAAAUACAAAGUGAGCAACAAAAUGUCCAGGCAGAGUUUAUGCAACUGAGAGGGAUCCUGGAAAACGAGGAGCUGAAGGAAAUGCAGAUGCUGAAGGACGAGGAGAGGGUUAUUCUGAGUGACCUGGCAGACUCCAAGGAUGAGCUGGCUCAGCAGACCCAGCUGGUGGGAGAGCUCAUCUCGGAGGUGGAGCGUCGUUUGCUGGGGUCCAAACUGGAGAUGCUGCAGGAUGUGAAUGACAUCUUGAAAAGGAAUGAGACUUUGACGCUGAAGAAGCCAAAAACUUUCCCCAAAGAACAAAGGAGAGUGUUUCGAGCUCCUGACCUGAGGGAGAUACUGUGUGUCUUUAACAAACUGAUGGAUGUGCGGCGUUACUGGGUUCACGUGACCCUGAAUAAUCUCAAGAUUAAAUCGGAUGUCACCAUUUCUGUGGAUAGGAGACAAGUGAGAUACGUGCGCAAAUUUGGACCCAACAGUACAUGUCCGAACGGUGAUUUUGAAGAUUGUAGUGUCCUGGGCUACCCACUAAUUUCGUCAGGGAAACAUUAUUGGGAGGUAGACGUGUCGGGGAAGAGAGCCUGGAUCUUGGGGGUGUAUGGUAGGAAACUCUCCAAUUGUUUGUUUUCUUUCAGUAAAAGUAAUCAACAUCCUUACUGGAGAUAUAAACCAAAAUAUGGCUACUGGGUUAUAUGGUUAAAUGAUGAGGGUGAAUAUAAUACUUUUGAGGAGUCUUCCUCCUCGGAUUCCCGGCCCAUAACCCUCUCUCUUGGUGUUCCUCCCCGUCGUAUUGGGGUUUUCCUGGAGUAUGAAGCCGGCACUGUCUCAUUUUUCAAUGUCACAAACCAUGGCAGUCUCAUCUAUAGAUUCUCUUCAUGUCCCUUUUCUCAGGCGACAUUUCCGUAUUUCAACCCUAUGAAAUGUCCCAUCCCCAUGAUUCUGUGCUCGUCAGGCUCUUGAGCCCUCUUGCAUCCACACCCACUUCUCAGUAAUGCCUCUUGCUGCGGGUGCUUCUUACUUGCCUGAGCUCAUCAGCGCCGUUGUCCCUUUAUCCUUGAUGCCUCCCUGUUUUCCACUGGACUGUCCUUCAUUCAUCAAUAGGGUAUAUGGUUUGCCUUGAGUCAUACUUUUCUCAAUAUCAUGUUUGCAUGAGGAGAAAAUCUUAAUCCAUCAUUUUCCAAGGGAAAAUGAGUGAUGCCUCAUAAAGAAAGAGCAGUAUUGAGGUAGCACCUCUGCCAAAUUGUUACCAUCCCAUUUCCUCUGUCCCUGUUUGGGAAGAUGACAGAAAGCUUCUCAACCACAUUUGUACAUAAUCGAAGACCCGGGAUAGGAGUCUUUCACUAAAGAUUGAGUCCUGAGCAGUGUCACAAUUUAUGUAUGCCGCCCCUCAUUCUCCAAGGAAUUAAUGAGUAAAUAUCAUAAAUAAUAUGUUCUAAGAGUGGAAGUUUUGUGUCCAGAAUAUCUAAGUUCAAGUUCUGUCUUGCUACAUGUUAGCGGUAUAACCUUGAAUAACAUUCCUAAGCAUCGUGUUUAUUUUCCUAAUGUAAUCUUGGUAUAAAAACUGCACCAUACAUGUAAUCAUGGUGAAAAUAUAAAUGCUAUUAAAUGUAAAGCAUAUAAGUGUCUCAAGUUAAUAGCAAAUAUGUGAUCUCUAUAUUGAUAACUGAAAAAUGUAACCUGUGUCAGCCUCUUAUUAAACAGGCUUGUGCUUUCAGGAGCACAAGGGUUCUUUUUACUGAAGUCUCAUUUUUCAGGUCCCAGAUAUUCCUGUGUUCCUGUCAGGUCUACUUCAGCCACCCCUGUCGUUGAAAAGCAUGUGUAUGCAUUUGCGUGAUCAUAGAAUUUUAGUACAAUUCUGAUGUUGCUAUAUACUGCCCCUUAUCAAGUAAAGUAAUUUCUGUGGGAUCCAGGAUCAAGUUAAAAAAAAAAUACAAAAUUUACCUUAUGUAGUACUGUGAAAAUUAAACAACAAAGCAUUUUCAAUAAAUCCUAUAAUUUCUACAGUCCAA
Molecule: messenger RNA, 2856 nt
Organism: Phacochoerus africanus (Common warthog)
Lineage: Eukaryota; Metazoa; Chordata; Mammalia; Artiodactyla; Suidae
Product: tripartite motif-containing protein 34-like
Exons: 8
Coding region: 329-1807 (492 amino acids)
Molecular function (GO): protein binding; zinc ion binding
Source: RefSeq, a predicted model, not a curated record